UGUGYGAUAAAUGUGAUGCCGCUUACCACACRGCUUGUUUACGACCUCCUCUCCUAAAUGUACCACAAGGUGACUGGUUUUGCCCUUUUUGCCAGCAGCUUGUCUUAUUAGAGAGACUAAAAGAAAAACGCACUCGACUGGUAGCAMGGCAAAGAUUAAGAGCACGUCAAGCUAAGAGGCUAACAAAGUCGGGRAUGAAUUUGUCUAACAUAUUGCAGGGUCCUGGGAGUGAUGAGGAGCAAAUCGACACAAUUCGUCGCUCUGGAAGAGCAAGAAAAACCGUAGAUUAUACUUUUAAGGAGUUUGAUGACGAAAUUUCAGAUGCUGUUGAAACUGAUAAAAAGAGACUUAAGCUUGACGACACAGAAAUGAACGGUCACCCGACGGGAAAACCAGCCUUCGCUGUCGAACGWUUCUACUCUACUCCAAGAACAUCGGCUCGACGAAGAUCACGUCGGCUGAAGGACUUAGAUUCGGGUAGCGAUUCCGAUUCAAAAAUCAGUGAUUAUGAGUACGAUGGGAGUACGGAUGACGAUCGGUAUAAGCGACCUGAACGACAUGUAUAUUUAAGAAGACAUAUAAUCGAGGAUGAUGACGAAGACGAAGAAAGUGUGAAGGGUAAGACUAAUGGCAAGUGCUCUGGUUCAGACGAUGAAACGUCCGUUGAUGAUAAYUCAAAAGRUGAUAAACACAACGAAACGAAGACAUGUAGUGAUGAAAAGGAAGAAACRGCAAAGGAAAGCGGUAAUGAAGACAAGAAUAAAUCACUCGACGAUUCUCAGGAUUCUACUAUAGACAAUACUGAUACUGAUGUCGCAUCAGAGAAGUCUGGUCCAACGGUCAAUGUUUCAAAAACAGAUAAAAAAGACACGACAACGAAGGAUGAUCACGAUAAAGAUGACGCAAAAGAGCCCAAGAAAGAUACAUUGGAUGUUCCUAAAAGCAAGCCGCCUCCCUUGGAGCGUAUCUCGCCAAAAGUUGACCCAUUAGAACUUGACGCAUUAGGAUUUGGUGCCCUGGCUUCUUGUUUCUCCAGUAGUGAGAGGCAACCGCCAUCAAGACCCGACCAAUACAGCACUUUACGCUCACCCUCGCAAAAUAUUCGUUCUCCYUUAAGACCUGACCCAGGGUUUCCAACUGACCGGCUCGGUGUUCCCCAAUCCCCCAGUUCGUAUCCACGUGUUAGCACAGACAGUCGUUUUGGCUCGUUCCCGCCAACUUACGAUCAAAGUUCAUCGUUCACUAACUACCUUGCUUACAAUCAAACGAACUUUUCUUCUGGGUCGACAAUGGAUAGUUAUUCAGGAAUACAGUCUGGCAGGCAAUCUUAUCCUGGGUUGAAUUAUCCAGGAAGUCGACAAUUUCCAGGAUACAGUCCAACUGGAAUUUCUAAGAGAGAAACCUCGCCGUCAUACAAUCAACCGCCUCCUUACGGGAGUUCUAUGUCGGGUUACUCUGCGCCGUAUCCAAGCACGGAUUUAACGUCGCGUUCCAGCUAUUAUCCGUCAUCCACUCACGGUUACUCGUUGCCCACUAAGAACCCUUACCCUCCUCAAGGAUAUUAUCCCGAUGAUGCUUUUUCUACGGGCAUGUUUUACGGUAACCCUGGAAGUGGUAUGCCACAAGGGGGUGUUAGCUCGUGGCCGACACACACUGCGGGCAGUACUUCUUACUACCCCUCCUCUGGAAUGGGGCAAAAUAGAACAGGCAUUUAAAAGAAACGUUUUAAAGAAUUCAGAGUGUACUAAGAGCCUCUUUAGGUUUUUGUGCAUUAUAUAUAGUGAAUUUUAUUGGCUGAUGCGUGUUAUGGAAGUUCUUAUUGUUGAACAAUUUAUAUACUGUGGAUCGACUAUUAUGGGAUAUCAAAAUAUAAAAUUGGUAACCACUCUAAUCUGUGAAAUUGUUUCCAARGUAACGGUGAUAACUAACCCAUAACAGUAUCACCUGGGAAACUUUUAUAAAACGUUCUUAGUUUUAUUUUAUUAACUUGUGAAGAAAAUCAUUUACAACUUCAAUCGUUUUUCUGAAAAAAAUAUACAUGUAAAAUGAGUUCCAUACAAAUAUCCAUAUAAUAUGAACCUGAAUAAAUAAUAUGUACGUGAUCA
Messenger RNA from Exaiptasia diaphana, 2105 nucleotides. Its product is annotated as remodeling and spacing factor 1. The record is from RefSeq and is a predicted model, not a curated record. NCBI's taxonomy places the organism in Eukaryota, Metazoa, Cnidaria, Anthozoa, Actiniaria, Aiptasiidae.